GCCCAGGGCUAUAUAAAGGGGGAGAUUCCUUCUGGGUGUUGUACACAGGCAACAUGGGCAAGCUUCUGGUUUGUGUUGGACUGGCUCUCCUGCUGCAUGUGCAGCUAGGAUCCUCCUACAUCCUGUCAUGUUACUUCACCAACUGGGGACAGUACCGACCUGGAGCAGGAAAGUACUUCCCUACCAACGUUGACCCAUGCCUGUGUGACCAUCUGAUCUAUGCUUUUGCUGGCAUGAACAACAAUGAGAUUGCUACCUACGAGUGGGAUGAUGUCAAGCUCUACGGCGAGUUCCAGGCCCUGAAGAACCAGAACAGCAACCUGAAGACCCUUCUGGCUAUUGGUGGCUGGAACUUUGGGACUGCCAAGUUCUCUGCUAUGGUGGCUUCUUCUGCUAAUCGUCAGACCUUCAUCAGCUCUGUGAUUAAGUUCCUGAGGCAGUAUGAGUUCGAUGGUCUGGACAUUGACUGGGAGUACCCUGGAUCCCGUGGGAGCCCUGCUCAGGACAAACAGCUCUACACCACUCUUGUGCAGGAAAUGAUGGCUGCUUUUGUGGCUGAGGGAAAGCAGACCAACCGUCCUCGUCUGAUGCUGACUGCUGCUGUCUCUGCUGGCAAGGGCACCAUUGAUUCUGGAUACCAGAUUGCCCAGAUUGGCCAGGUUCUGGACUAUUUCCAUGUCAUGACCUACGACUUCCAUGGUUCUUGGGAGACACAGACUGGAGAGAACAGCCCUCUGUACCAGGGACCAGCUGAUCAGGGAUCUUACAUCUACUUCAAUGUCGACUAUGCUAUGAACUACUGGAAGAGCAAUGGUGCUCCUGCCGAGAAGCUGCUUGUUGGUUUCCCCACCUACGGACACACCUUCAUGCUGGCCAGCUCUUCCGAAACUGGUGUUGGAGCUCCCACUAGAGGACCUGGACCUGCUGGAACCUAUACCAGACAGUCUGGAUUCUGGGCUUACUAUGAGAUUUGUACUUUCCUGUCUCAAGGAGCCACUCAGGCAUGGGAUACUCCCCAGGAUGUGCCAUAUGCCUACAACAGCCAGAACAUCUGGGUUGGAUAUGACAACAUCAAGAGCUUCCAGAUCAAGAUUGACUGGCUGAAGAAGAACAACUUCGGAGGUGCUAUGGUGUGGUCUCUGGAUUUGGAUGACUUCAGUGGUACCUUCUGUAACCAGGGCAAAUACCCCCUGAUCAACACCCUGAAGAGUGGCCUGGGAACUGGCCAGAGUUGCUCUGCCCCUGCCAACCCCUUGCCCCCUGUCACUGCUGCCCCAGCUCAGCCUAGCAGUGGCGGCAGCGGAAGCAGCAGCAGUGGCGGCAGUGGAAGCAGCAGCAGUGGCAGCGGAGGCAGCGGCUUCUGUGCUGGCAAGACUAACGGAUUGUACCCCGACCCUACCAACAAGAACAACUUCUACAACUGCAACCAGGGCAAGUCUUACCUUGAGCACUGUGCCACUGGCCUGGUCUUCGAUGCUAGCUGCUCUUGCUGUAACUGGGCUUAAAUCCUCAUUUAGAACUUAGCAUGCCAGCAGGCAGCUCUUGAUGUGAUUCAUCUGUUUGGUGCUUAGUCAUAUUAGUCUCCGUUUAAAAAUAAAACUAGCAAACCCUG
Messenger RNA from Pygocentrus nattereri (red-bellied piranha), 1612 nucleotides. Its product is annotated as acidic mammalian chitinase-like. The transcript is spliced from 11 exons. Gene Ontology annotation, biological process: chitin catabolic process; carbohydrate metabolic process. Gene Ontology annotation, cellular component: extracellular region. Gene Ontology annotation, molecular function: chitinase activity; chitin binding. The record is from RefSeq and is a predicted model, not a curated record. Lineage: Eukaryota; Metazoa; Chordata; Actinopteri; Characiformes; Serrasalmidae. Bases 54 to 1505 code for a protein of 483 amino acids.